UGAUAGGAAGAUCGCCGGUGUAUUUCAUUUAGGACCUGCGCAGUACGGCGGCGUCUUCGUCAUGCAUUGGUGUCUUGUGUGGUGUUUUCUCCUGUGUGACUAUGUCGGUGUCUACUGUAAUCAUGGUGCAGCUAUACGGACUAUCGACUGCGAGGAGACGGCGGAGUCAUUCUUACAAUCCGAAGCUUGCGGUCCAAAUCAAAACUGCACAGUGCACUGCGAGGACAGUUGCUACACUGACAGUAACGCCGAAGUUUUUGGCACUGCGUUCUACUCGGUGGCCUCGUCGAUCUGUAAGAGUGCCCUGCAUGACUUGCGCAUUUCGUCCUGGAAUGCCAGUGCUAGGACAGCCACCUUCGUGGCCUCUGGUCACGAUGACAGACGCAAUGACUUUGUUGGAUCUGUCCGUUUCAACAUCCCAUCAAUGGAUCAGUUUAGGAGCACUACAUAUUUCUAUUUCACCUCACCUAGGGUCACCGAAGAAGUAUUGGACAUCACCAUGCUCCAUCGUAACUUCAUCUACGCAUCAUAUGAGCAACACGCGUCAGACAUCUGGUUGGAAGAUACACCCUCGCAGGAAUGCCAUGUGUCUCCUGGAUAUACAGCGCACUUUGAUUACACACUUAAAGAACUUGAACUUCAUCCUUAUGGCAACCUUUCACUGUCACCCAGCAACGGACGAUACAGCAUCACGUGGCCGAGCAAAAUUCUGCCCCAGAUUCGCACUAACAUGUUCUGGUGCAGAAUCCACAACAGAAUGACGUCAGACAUCGCGUCUCCGGCCAUGUACUUCGGUGACGUCAGUCGUGGCGUUCCAUUUCUUCCAAAACACUACACGAUCACCGUAAGCCUGGAUGAACCACUGGACAUAGAAGUGGUUCCACGGAGACCAGGCGAGGUGACCUCGUGGGUCAAGGUGGAUGGGCAUGGUAGUGGCAAUCAGCAUAAAUUGGACAACAGGGGUAACAGUACGUAUAACCUACACCGCGACAGAGCUGCGUUGCAUCAUGGCGGAGUGUACGUCGUCAACGGGCCACACACAAGAUCUCCUGGAAGGAACCGUGCUCUGAUGCGAGUCAUCGUGCGAAUGUGCAGAGCAAACAAGUACGGACCUGUGUGCGAAUCCACUUGCCCUGGCUGUAAAAACGGUGCCAUUUGCCACGACAUCAUCGGUCGCUGCAUCUGUCCUCCAGGGUUUAAAGGAGAACUCUGCGAAGAACCCUGUGGAGAUGAUAAAUUCGGCCACCAAUGCCAGAAACGUUGUUCAGACACCAAUCCCGACCCUGAGGCGAAAACCUGUUCGGGCAUCAUGAUCUGCCUUCCUGAUCCUUAUGGCUGUUCUUGUGGAACUGGCUUCAAGGGAUUCUUCUGCAACGAAACGUGUUCCGACAACGAAUAUGGAGCUGACUGCAAGCAGAAGCGCGUCUGUCACUGCAACAACAACGGGACCUGCAAUGUCUUCACUGGAACCUGCGUAGAUGAUAAUGAAGAGUGUCUCGAUGGCUGGAAGAACAAACCUUACUGCGAUAUCAGCUACCCUCUUCUUAAGAGAAAACCAAAGGUUUCAGACAUCAGUGACACCAGCGCUAGAGUGAUGUGGGACGCAUGGAAGUCUGGACGAGAUACAGGCGAAGGGAACCCUGAAGCGUACUUGCUCCAAUACAGGGAAAUUACAAGCGCGAAGUGGCCGACUACAAGAAAUGUUAUCUCUCCUACGAUCCAUAGUCGUGUUCUGUCGGGAUUGAAACCUGGCAUGCCCUAUGAGGUCAGAGUCCUGGUGAGAGACAGCGACAACAAGUACAGGAGUGAAGGGGCUCAGCAAGAACGCUUUAGAACGCGUUGUGGACUUGUAGACCAGCCUGGCUUGCAGGGAGUCGUCGGCAAUCUUGUUAUCCUCAAACUAUCUCCGCCCAGACAUAAGAAUGGCCCCAUCAGUAACUACUACGUGCUCGUGCUACGAGGCUACGAGAACUUGAAGGAAGACGUGACGCCGCUGACCUUCCAGGAGUCUCUGGAACGUGGCCUACCCUAUUAUGUGGCUGCUCGUGUCGCUCCAGGAGAGUUAAAACAAGACCGGAUCUUUGUCGUUGGCGAUAACUCUACCGUGGGAGGAUAUCACAACGCUCCUCUGGAGUCUGCAACACCAUACCGGUUCGCGCUGAUGGUUGAGCGCAACGUUUCCGUGGAUAUGACGUGUGCUUACGGCUUGUCACAUGCCGUCGUUGUCAACCCUAGGCCAGAUGGAGGAACCACCGUGGCCGUAGUGAUCAGCGUUCCCCUCAUAUUAGCCAUUUCAGCAGCAGUGUUAUACUACCGCAGCAGACGCAAGCGAAACCUGUCUGUCGAACGAGGAUGUGCCCUAGCACCUCCCGCCACGAAAGAGGUUCUGAAGAAACCCUCUGUCGGUUAUACAAACUGUGCCCCGGGAACUGAAGAGUACGUCGUCCUGAAUACAUCGCAGAGGAAAGGAACGAACGUAGAGUUGAUAUCGGUCCAACAAUUUCGGACGCAUGUCACCAACGCUGAGGCAAAUGGCGCGCUCAAGGAAGAGUACAUGGCUAUGGACUCGGGUGAGCUGCAUCCGUGCGAAGUUGCAAAACUGCCAGAAAACCGGCAUAAGAAUCGAUAUGGGAACGUUCUGCCAUACGACCAUUCGCGUGUUCUUUUGUUAGAGUUCCCACAUGGUGGGUCGGAUUAUAUCAACGCAAAUUAUGUUACUGGUUACAAUAACGAUAGAAGGUACAUCGCAACACAAGGUCCAACUCUUGCAACGGUCACCGACUUCUGGCGCAUGGUGUGGGAAUCUGGUAGCGGCAAGAUCGUCAUGCUUACCAACCUGGUGGAACAACAAGACGUCAGGUGCGCCAAGUAUUGGCCGGAAUCACUGGAGCAGUACGGCGAUAUUGAAGUCAGGCUACAUCACACCGACACCACGGAUGACUUCGUUAUAAGAGAGUUCGCUAUGUCAAAGGAAGAGAAGUGCCGACAUCUCCUGCAGUUCCACUUCACCAGUUGGCCCGAACAUGGCAUUCCUACUUGUCUGGAUGCCAUAUGUUCAUUUAUGAAACGAGUAAGGGGCUUCCAUCAUGAAGACUCUCCAAUCAUCGUCCACUGCAGUGCAGGUACUGGUGCAACCGGUACUUUCAUUCUAAUGGACAGCGUGCUGGACCAAGCAGAAGCCCUGAAGCAGUUGGACGUCUUCUCUCACUUAGAUGCUAUGCGACAAUGUCGGUCCAACUUAGUUGAGUCAUUGGACCAGUACGUCUUUGCGCACCGCGCGAUCGAGGCCCUCUGUAAAACGUGCCAUUCGAUAAGCGUCACAGACUUCAGGAAGCGAGUGCAGGACCUCAGAGUUCGAAAUAGUGUUUCGAGAAAAAGCAUAAUUCAGGAAGAGUUUGAGGAACUCAACAGACCAAUAUAUCGACGUAACGAAACCUACAACAGCGCCCUCAGCUGCGAAAACGUCGGGAAAAAUCAGACACGUGACGUUCUGGCAGGCGACUCCAAACGAUUCCUUCUGUGCCCUCCACAAGGUUCUGGUCGUACGGACUACAUCAACGCCGUCUAUGUUGAUGGUUACAGAAGCCGCAAUGCGUUCCUGGUGACUCAGUUCCCGAGACCAGACACGGUCGGAGACUUUUGGCAGAUGGUCUCGACGAGCAAGACAACAACCAUCGUCACUUUAGACAACUUGCAUCCGGCAGAUAAGAACUGCCCCCAGUUCUGGCCGGAAGUUCACCAGACUCUGAGAAACUACGGCUGCUCAGUCUGCAACACAGCGACGACGGUAAACUCUGGAAUCGUCAUGCGGACCUUUAGAGUUGAGCAGAAUGAGCAACCUUCUAGAGCAGUGCGCCAGUUCCACCUGCAAUGUUGGCCGCGAUCGGCCCUGGUGCCACCGUCUUGUGACGUCAUAGUGGACCUCAUUCAGCAAGUAGAGGACUGGCAGAGUCGAUCGCCGAACACUGUGCUAGUCAUUCAGUGCACUGACGGAUGCCGUGCGAGUGGUCUCUUCUGCGCUUCAAGUAUCAUCUGGAAACGAAUGAAGACAGAACAAAUGGUGGAUGUCUUUCAAAGCGUGCAGACCAUUGGAAGAAGUCGAACAGAAUUCGUGCGAGACCUGGUCCAGUACCAGUAUUGCUACGAUGUGGCCUUGGCUUUCCUCGACAACUUGAGUACCUACGCGAACCUCCAGUGACUGCGGGCUGUUCAUUUACUUCAUGGUGUUCGCCGCCUGUUAAGCUUCUAGUGUUCACUGCAUUUAGUUGAGUGUAUGAUUGUAAUACCCUUGUAACGUGGGCAGUUUUCAAUCAAACUUGAAACCAACGGACACUGAACACGCGGGUAGCGCCAUCAAGCGUAUGACCUGUCAACCUGUCAGGAAGUAUUGGAUGCAAUGAUGUUUGAGAAGUCGGCACUUUACUCGCUAGGUGGGGCUAUCCGCACGUUCUUUGGCCAUUUGUUCCAAUCAUAAUUGAAGACUGCGUAAGGCGACAGAGGCGUAAGUUGCGGAAGAAGAGAUAAUGGAUGGAUGGAUUGGAAUAAAGAAAUAAUCCU
Molecule: messenger RNA, 4557 nt
Organism: Ornithodoros turicata
Lineage: Eukaryota; Metazoa; Arthropoda; Arachnida; Ixodida; Argasidae
Product: receptor-type tyrosine-protein phosphatase kappa-like
Exons: 34
Coding region: 62-4198 (1378 amino acids)
Biological process (GO): protein dephosphorylation
Molecular function (GO): protein tyrosine phosphatase activity; protein binding
Source: RefSeq, a predicted model, not a curated record